Messenger RNA from Manis pentadactyla (Chinese pangolin), 3784 nucleotides. It is a transcript of the gene SGO1, whose product is annotated as shugoshin 1. The transcript is spliced from 8 exons. The coding region runs from base 159 to 1772 and encodes 537 amino acids. The record is from RefSeq and is a predicted model, not a curated record. Gene Ontology annotation, biological process: meiotic chromosome segregation. Lineage: Eukaryota; Metazoa; Chordata; Mammalia; Pholidota; Manidae. Gene Ontology annotation, cellular component: chromosome, centromeric region; nucleus.
GGGCAAGCGCGGCGGAGAAUUUCGAAUGUGGCUGCUGUUGUUGGCGGACGAGCAGAGACCGUGCCCCAGGCUUGGGGGACUCCGCGGAACCCUCGCGGAGCCUUGGGAUGUAAGAAGCAGGGCGACCGCUGCGGCAGAGGUGGGGCCCAAGGCAAAAGAUGGCCAAGGAAAGGUGCCUUAAAAAGUCCUUUCAAGACAGUCUUGAAGACAUAAAGAAACGAAUGAAAGAGAAAAGGAAUAAAAACUUGGCAGAGAUUGGCAAACGAAAGUCUUUUAUAGCUGCUCCAUGCCAGAUAAUCACCAACACUUCUACACUGCUAAAGAACUACCAAGACAACAACAGAAUGCUAGCUUUAGCUCUGGAAAAUGAAAAGUCCAAAGUGAGAGAAGCCCAAGAGAUCAUCCUACAGCUGAGAAAAAAUUGUUACUACCUCACAUGUCAGCUCUGUGUACUGAAAGGAAAACUUACUUCACAACCAACAGAAGAAUCUGCUCAGAACCAGGAAGUAUGUCCCUCCAGAAUGGACUCCAGUAUUCACAACUCCAGGGAUUUAUUUGUGAAGGAUUUACCGCAAGUUCCUGUUUAUGAAGUUCUCUCUCCAAGACAAGAAUCUUUCCAAAUAGAAGAGCAAAUACCUACUAUUCCUCAAGACAGACUAGUAUUUGAUCUGGAUUCAGAUGAAGAUAAGUCUACUGAUAAUGUCUUAUUACCUAGAACUGUAUCUCUCCGUCGCAAUUUAAGGAAACAUUUUAACGAUUUAUGUCAAUUCAGUAACUUAGAUGAUCUUGAAAUCAGUCAUUUGUCAAAGCAGUCUUUUGAAUUGGAAAGAACUAGAUUUGUAGAUCCACUAGUAAACAUGCACAUACCAGGUAAUGUAGAACAAAAUGUUUCUCAAUGGAACAAGAAUCAAAUUAACUUAUCACCAAAGCUUAUUCAUCCAGAAAAAUCUAAAACCAAAGAAGACAUUUCAGAGGAUAAAUCUGAGCAAAUUAAAAGUAAGCAUAGAUAUGCACAAGGAAGAAAGCAAAAAGAGAAAAGAAAAGCUAACAAAAGGAGAAAGUCGAAAUCCGUAUCAAAGUACAAAGGCAGCAAAAGUGAAAAUAAAAGAAGUGUUUCCAAAAAAAAGUUGGCUAAAUCUUUCACUUCCAGUGAUGCUUACAAUUUUAAUUUGGAAGAGGGUGUUCAUCUCACCCCUUUCCGACAAAAAAUGAAUAAUGAUUCUAAAAUGGAAGACAACAACAAUGAAUCUGAAGUGAGCACCUGUGAAUCGAGUGGUUCGGGAGAUGAUUCUGAUGAUCUGUAUUUGCCCACUUGCAAGUACAGUCAAGACAUCACCAGAGAAUCAGACAGAAGACCAGUCACCAGGCCUCGAUCUAAAAGAGCACCAAAAUAUAGGGAUGAAAAAGAGACAGAGGGUUCUCAGACAACAAAAACUCCUGCCAGCACAUUACCUGAAACUCACCAGUCACCUCAUCUUAGUCUGAAGGAUAUCACCAAUGUCCCCUUGUAUCCUGCGUCGAAAAUCAGAAAACUUUCUCUUUUUCCAAAAAAGAAUAAAGACAGCCCAGUGUCUCUGCCUAAGCGUAGGUGUACAGCCAGUGUGAACUAUAAGGAGCCCACACUUGCCUCGAAACUGAGACGAGGGGACCCUUUCACAGAUUUGUGUUUCUUGAAUUCACCUAUUUUCAAGCAGAAAAAGGAUUUUAGAUGCAGUUCUAAAAAAAAAGCAUAUGAAGCAAAUACAAUGAAGCGUUUGUUGGAUGCUGUUUAAAUUUGUCCUACACCCUCUUCUAUUGCUGUCGGACAGUGCGCAAGUGGGUUGGACCACUAUAGACUAUUCUCUUGGCAGGACUCUGGGUCGUGAAGAUUUCGUCAGAACUGCUUCAAUGUGGUGUUUUGUCUUAAACCUUUAGUAUUUGGUUUACUUUUUGUUUAAGUAUAAAUAACUGGACUUAAGCAUUAUAAUAGUUUGGAUUUCUUAUACUGCCUAAAACCCUUAAUUUUAGUCAAAAUGUAUCUUGUACCAUUUUAGAAAUUAAUGAUUUUUCAAAUUAAGGUGUUUUAAUUACAGCUUCUGUCAUCUUUAUUUCUCCCUUAAAUAGAGAAUACUAGGAUAAAUCAUUUUUGAAGACAGACUGAGGAUCUUUUGAAAUGAAAUAAAUCCUUGAAAUUCCCAGUAGGGUAUACCCUAAGGUGUUUGUGGACCCCUUAUACCAUUGUUACAUUUCAUUUUUCAGAUAAAAUGUGUAUAUGAGAUCAUGGUUAGAGAAUUGAUAGUUGCUUAGGCUCAGGGACUAGGUGACUAGCUCUGAGCCCAAGCUCUAGGCGUACCUUGUUCAAAGUGAUACCUCCCUGAAUCACAAUUAUUAGCUAAUGGUCUUCCAGGGUACCUCCUUAUUUAGUCAAAAAUCUCAAAUGUUAAAUGUGUGAUUACCAAAGCUUGUUUUGUAUUUUUGAUCAACCAAUGAGGGAAUUCACUUAGUUCUGAAAGUUUGAAGCCUGUACUUGUGUAUACCUCUUCAAACUUUAAAGCACAAGGUUAUCCACUUUUAAAGAGCAAUAAAGUUUCUCUAGAUAUUGCUUGUUUUUUUCUUCUGUUCUUUAAAUAUCAUUACUGGUCACCUCUACCAUCCGCAUCCUUCUGGACAUUUCUCCCACCGCAUCUUGGGUUUCUCUACAGUCGUCAUCAUGAAACUCAGCUCCCCUGCCACACUCCAUUUAACACUGUUUUCAUUGUGACAUCUCCAAGUCCAUGAUCAAGUGUUUUUUACUGGGUGAUCUUCCAGUCCUGACCUCAGAUUUUCUUGACUGAGUCUCCAUAUCAUUCUGCAUUCCUUAUCAGCCCCAAAUUCUUUUUAUCAGCCCCAAUUUUUUUCUCCCUGUUGAAAUAAUUGAUUCAUGUAUCCCACUCUUCCAUCAUGAUCUCAUUUUUCCAGUUUGUUCAACCACUCCCUUUACACCUAUUCUUUAAAUUCAUAAAAACUCUAGAGUGACUAUCUUAUGGUGAAAUAUGAUUUAAAAUUUUAUUUUUGUCACAGUAGCCACCUUUCAAGUGCUUGCUUAAUAGCCACAUGUGGCUAGCAGUUACCAUAUUGUGCAGAUAUAAAACAUUUCCAUCACUACCAAAACUUACAUUGGGUGGUGCUGCUCCAGGCCGGCUAUGGGCAAACUACAGCCUAUGGGCCAGAUUCACCCUGCUUUUGUAUGGUCUGCAAGCUAAAAAUGGUAUUUAUGUUUUUUAGGUGGUUGGGAAAAAACACUUGUCAUUGAUUUUAAUAAUAGAAAACACUAGCUUUAAACAAAUAAAAUACUUAGAUAUAUCCUUGGUUUUGACUCCUUGGCCUGAAACACCUAAAAUACUUACUUUUUGGCCCUUUAUAGAAAAAGUUUGCCAGCUCCUGCCUCCAGAGCACUGGCUGCCUUUACUUUUGCUUUAUGAGCUGACAUUCUCUGAUCUAGUGUCUAGUUUUGAGCUGACAUUCUCUGAUCUAGUGUCUAGUUUUGAUCCUUACCUUCAUCUGCAAAUCAAUCAUUAUUCUCAAUUUGGUGUUUUUUACUUCUGUAGUCUUUAUACUUCUAAUAUUUCUGUAUUCUUGCGGUAGUGUUUAUCCAUAGACUAUUAAGAAUUUUUUUGUAUUUUAACAUUUUACAUAAAUGUUAUUUUGUACAUAUCUUUGUGCAACUGACCCUUAAAAUUGUUUUUGAGAUUUAUCCGUGUUGGUAGAUGUAGAUUAUUUUCACCAUUGUACAGUAUAUCAUUACAUAAAUAAACCAGAUUUAUUC